Molecule: messenger RNA, 3786 nt
Organism: Leucoraja erinaceus (little skate)
Lineage: Eukaryota; Metazoa; Chordata; Chondrichthyes; Rajiformes; Rajidae
Product: spindlin-1-like
Exons: 5
Coding region: 132-842 (236 amino acids)
Biological process (GO): gamete generation
Source: RefSeq, a predicted model, not a curated record
GCGCCGUGCCCCCCGCUCCCGCUUCCCGUCUGCGUGAGGCCCCGGGGUUCUGGGUGGAUUUUCCUGCGCGAGCUAAAAUGAAUGCGUGAGGCGGCGUCAGAAACUGCAGGGUUGCUGGAAUUCAUGUGAACAUGUUGAAGAGAAAGAAGCCUCAUAGGAAGCGUAGCAAAGCAGAUGCGAGUGAUCCGGUUGCCUACAAACAGCGCAGUAUUGUUGGAAGCAAAGUGCAACAUGGAUGGAGGGAGAAGACGGGAGUGGUCACCCAGUGGAAGGGCACGGUCUUGGACCAGCUACCGGUCAACCCUUCCCUCUUCCUGGUCAAGUACGACGAUUUCGACUGUGUCUACGGGAUCGAACUUUUCAAAGAUGAGAGGGUCUCCACACUCGAAAUACUGCCCGACAAGAGCGGUCGAAAAAAAAUAAUGGAUGGAGACUUGGCUGAGUUGAUCGUGGGCAAGGCGGUGGAGCACAUGUUUGAGAAGGAUGAUGGAUCCAAGAAUGAAUGGCGAGGGAUGGUGCUGGCCCGUGCACCCGUCAUGACCACUUGGUAUUAUAUCACCUAUGAAAAGGACCCUGUUCUGUAUAUGUACCAGUUACUGGAGGAUUACAAAGAGGGAGAUCUGCGCAUCCUGCCUGAUUCAGAGAACAAGCAAGUGUUGCCCACGGAGCCCGGAGAGGUGAUCGAGAGCCUGGUGGGGAAGCAAGUGGAGUACGUGACCGAGGACGGCACUAAGAGAACGGGGCUGGUCAUUCACCAAGUGCAAGCAAAGCCAUCCGUCUAUUUCAUUAAGUUCGAUGACGAUUUCCACAUCUAUGUGUAUGACUUGGUCAAAACCUCCUAGCUGCAUGCAACACUUGUCAUUGCCGUCACAAAGAGAUUUUACUGUGAACUGUGAGCUGAUCACUGAAGAGACUUGUGUUCUUUAUGUUAGCCCUCCCCCUCCCUUCCCCCCCACCGUGUGUUUAAUUCCCAGACUCGGAAAAAGUGACGUAUACGCAUCCGUCUUUUGACAUUUCCCCCGGAACUUGGCCUUCACACGCCGCUCUGCUGCACCGACCAAUGCAGCUUCUGUGGGCUGUUAACGCUGUCCGUGACGCUAAUGGAGAAGUCCUUCGCUGGCAGAGUCUGCUGAUCCCAGCCCUGUUGGACCCCUGAAUUUACCAGCAUAAGUUAUGCUGGUUUCCAAUGCGAUCACUUUGUACAAGAGGUUAUAAAGGAGACUGCACCAGCCUUGGGCUCCACCCAGCUCAUCCCCCCCUGUGCCUGACAGUGGCUGGGCUCCUUCCUAUUGAGCAGGAGGCAGCAAUACAGGGGGAAUGCAGUGACCAAAUUAGGCAGUAGACUUCUGUUUCAAACAGAUCCUAAAAUGUUUGAGAGAUGUUAUGUUUGUCUUUAAAAUGUGUGGUGCUCCCAGGAUAGAAGAUGUUUUCUGAUUCCUGUCAAAAGAGCAGUUUUAAAGAAUUUAAUCUAGUUUUGCUGAGGGGAUGGGGAUAUUCUUGAGUGGGGACUACACAAAGAUAUCUUUGCGGCAAGUGUUUUACUAUUUCAGAUUGGCGGUGGUGUCUGGUGUCAUGCAUGCUGGUCAACGUUAGUACUCAGCUACCUGUGUUAGGCAUCUAUUUGUUAUAAACCUCUUUUUCUGUACAAUUAGAUCCCGUAUAAAUGUCUGUUUGCGUGAGUGCGUGUGUGUGUGCGUGCGCGCACCAGAGGGAGAAUCAGUUUGUCAUAUCUACCAUGCUACGGCUAACACAAAGAAUAUUGUCUCUCCGAUGUGCAUCGUUUGUAAGACUCGUCCGAUCUUGAGUUUGUCUUUAUUCUGUGUCUUUGACUUUUUUUUUUAAGGUAAAUAUCUUGGAUUUCAUGGCCUUAUUCCUUUUGAAGCGAAACUCUUUCCAAUUUUCAGUCCAAACGGUGUGGGGGAUGUGUUCUCCCAGGUUCACUCACUUCUGCUUUGAAUAAAACUCAUUCUUUAGAAAGAAGGCAAGAAGGUUUCUGGUGGAGAAGCAAGCUGCAACCCCUCCCACCUUUCUUCCCUCCAAGUCCUGGUACAUCAGCGUAACUCCUAAACACCGUGUAACUUCUAAAACACAGUAAAGUGUUGCCAUUACACCAAACCAGAUAAAAUCUUACAUCUUCUCCCCAGAAUAGAAUCAUUCGGAUGAGGAGGGAACAGGGUGUUGUGGCAGUGCAGUAACGCAAGGGGUAUUAGAUUGUGGACAAUUAACCCUGGAGAUGUUUGCAGCCAGGGUGACAUGGUGGCGCAGCGGUAGAGUUGCUGCCCCACAGCGCCAGAGUCCCAGGUUCGAACCUGACCACGGGUGCGGCCUGUGUAGAGUUAGUACGUUCCCCCCGUGACCACAUGAGUUUCCUCUGAGUGCUCCAGUUUCCUCCCACAUCCCAGACACGUGCUGGUUUGUAGGCUAAUUAGCGUCAGUAAAAAUUGUAAAUUGUCACCAAUGUGUACGGAAUGGAUGAGAAAGUGGGAUAAGAUAGAACUAGUGUGAAUAGCCAAUUGAUAGUCAGAAUGGACUCGAUGGGUGGCAGGACCUGUUUCCAUGCUGUACCUCCAAACUAAACAUUUUCCAAUGGGAUCCAGAUGUGCCUGUUCAUAGAUCAAGUGCUAGAUCAGAAUUAGGCCAUUCGGCCCAUCAAGUCUACUCCGCCAUUCAAUCAUGACAGAUGUAUCUCUCCCUCCUAACCCCAUUUUCCUGCCUUCUCCCCAUAACCUACCUGUACUAAUCAUGAAUCUAUCUAUCUCUGCCUUAAAUAUAUCCACUGCCUUUGCCUCCACAGCCUUCUGUGGCAAAGAAUUCCACAGUCACCACUCUGACUAAAGAUAUUCCUCCUCAUCCCCUUCCUAAAAGAGCAUCCUUUAUUUCUGAGGCUAUGACGUCUAGUCCUAAACUCUCCCACUAGUGGAAACAUCCUCUCUACAUCCACUCUAUCCAAGCCUCUCACUAUUCUGUACGUUUCAAUGAGUUCCCCCCUCAUUCUUCUAAACUCCAGCGAUUACCAGCGAUGUUAACCUACUCAUUCCUGGGAUCAUUCUUGUAAACCUCCCAUGGACCCUCUCUAGCACAUCCUUCCUCAGAUAUGGUGCCCAAAACUGCUCACAAUAUUCCAAAUGCGGCCUGACCAGCGCCUUAUAGAGCCUCAGCAUUACAUCCCUUUUUUUGUGUACAAGCUCACUCGAAAUAAAUGCUAGCAUUGCGUUUGCUUUCUUUACAUAGAUUCGACUUGCAGAUUAUCUUUUUGGGAAUCCUGCACCAGCACUCCCGAGUCCCUUUGCACCUCCGAUUUCUGGAUUCUCUCCCCAUUUAGAAAUAAUCUAUAACCAUAAGAAUAAUUCUUGCUACCAAAAUGCAUGACUGUACACUUUGCUACACUGUGUUCCAUCUGCCACUUCUCUGCCCACUCUCCCAACCUGUCCAAGUCUUUCUGCAGAGUCCCAGCUUUCUCUACACGACCUGCCACUCCACCUACUUUCGUAUCAUUUGCAAACUUGGCCACAAAGCCUUUAAUCCCCUUGUCCAAAUCAUUAAUAUACAACUGUUUUUACCAUUGUUGUAAAAGUUUGCUUGGCAUGGGCAAAAUGUCCAUACAUUUCAGGGAAAUACUUCAUUGUACAUUAAGUAUUUCAUGUGAAUUAUAUGUAAUUCUCUUUUAAUGUUUAACUUUUUUUUAAGCAUGUUAGUUACAGUUCCUACCCUUUUCUUCAGCACACUUGAUGCUGAAUGUUCACAGAGAUGAAAAAUGUUACAUUACACCAAGGAUUUCUGCUACAA